AUAAUUUCGGCAUACAAUGUAUACAUGAAUGUAUUGUGUAUAGCACUGUACAGUAACGUAACGGAAGUGAUCCUAGGGAUUUUUAAAUAUCGAAAUACCUUCUCAACAUCGUGCAAUUUAGGCCGCACAGUUUGACGCUGUGGUGAUUGAGGGAAGUAUAUCUUUGCUAUGAUUGGCUUCACAAAUGAAGAGGGAUAGUACCGAGCGAAUGAGAAGGCACGAAAUCUUGCGCAAAUUUGGGUGUGCGAUGGAAUAUGGGGAUAGAAAAUAGCGUCGACCGGAGGUUUGCUAAGUGCGACGUAGAAGGGAGCAUUUGGUAGCGUCUCUGCGAUUCUUGGAUUGGUAGCCUAUUCAUUUGGUGCGGGAAUUACUUCCGGUCAUUUCCGUUCAAUGGCGACGGCGAUGGAUAGUUUAUUUCGAAGCGUGUUGUAGUGUCUUCGCCUUCGAAAUUUCGAGGAGUUUUCCAAUUUCUUUUCCUCGAUACUGUAAUUUUACCACUACAUUACGCGUAUGAACAACAGUGUACCGAUAUUGUUGCAUACGCGGGUGUGUUAAGUUUCGCAGCUUAAUCUCGCAUUGUGUUGGACACUUUUUACCGAAGAAUAAUGGCCGAUAUAGAAGGGAAAAAGUUGACCGAGCUCCGAGUAAUAGAUCUGAAAACGGAGCUCGAACGACGAGGGCUUGAUAAAAGCGGCAAUAAAGCAGCACUCCUCGAGCGUCUUUCAAAGUCCAUAUCUGACGAAGGGAAAAAUCCGGAUGAAUAUCUCAUUGUACCUUGUGGCGGCGUAUGCAAAGUCAGUCCAAGAAAGAAUAGUGUGACCGGUACGACGAAUCCAGAUGAGACAACAGAAAUCGCAGAAACUCAAAAAGAAGAUGUUACAGACGUGCCAGACAUUUCUGAAGCAAAGGUGAAAAUAGAAGUAAAACUUUCCACUGAGAAAGAAUUGACCCCACCGAAGUUGGAGGAAUCUCAAGGGGAAGUCCAAAAUAGCAGUAGCAAGGAAGUAGAGUGCAAAGCAGAACCCAAGAUUCAGGUGAAGGUCGAAUCGGAAGCAUCAGCGGUAAAUGAAGUCGUGGCAAAUUCGGCUUCUACGGUCGAAGCUAAUGGCAUCGAUAACGAAGAUUCUAUUAAUUUGACUAUUGGGGAAGACGAAGAAAAUCUCCUCGCCGAGGAGACCGAGUCUCACGAAAGGCACAAAGAUGGAGGAGAGAAGAAGAAAGUCGAAGAGAACAGCAAGAAGGGAGAGUCUAAAGGGAGCGGUAGAGCAGAAGCCGGCGCCAACAGCAAGGAAGGGACCUCGUCAGGCGCGAACGUCGGGACGAAGAACAAGCAGGACGGUGGAGACGGAAGCAAGAGCACGGAGUCUAGUAACAAGAAUCAAAAAAGGGAUGAUAAAGACAAGAAAAAUUCACAAGUUAGCCCCGUUAACGCGAGCAGCAGAAAUUUAUGGGUAUCCGGAUUGUCUUCGAGCACUCGUGCCACCGAUUUGAAGCAAAUAUUUUCAAAAUACGGAAAGGUGAUCGGCGCGAAAGUGGUUACGAACGCGAGGACACCCGGCGCAAGAUGCUACGGAUACGUGACCAUGUCGACGAGCGAAGACGCCGCGAAAUGCAUCCAGCAUUUGCACAAGACGGAACUCCAUGGCCGCGUGAUAUCCGUCGAAAAGGCGAAAGGCGACACGCAGCAAAGUCACAUGCGAAAACGGGACACCGCCAACGGGAAGUCUGAAAAGAAGGAAGAAAAGGACAAGUUGAAGGAUAAUCACGACACAGCCGACCGGAAGGAGAAAGAGGCGAAAAAGGAAAAGAGCGAAGAGAAGGGAUCGGAAGCAAAAACGUUUAAAUGUGCGGCAGCGAAAAAGUCGGACGAGAAAGGCGAGAUUGGCGAAAACAAGAAGACGGAGGCGCAGGAGAAGAAGGACGAUGCUUUGAAGGAAUCGGACUCGCGAUCGACCAAAUCGACCAGCAAGAAACCGGAGAGCGAGAGAGGACGACGUGACGAGAAGAGGAUUCGGUCGUGGGACCAUCACCGAUCUCACACACGAUCCCGUAGUCGCGAGCGACGCAGACGCGACGAUGUGCUCACGUUCGCAAAGAUCAGGGAAGAACGGGAGAGGCAGAGAUUGCGUGAGAAAGAGCGAAUGCUUCGAGAAGAGGAACGUAGAAGGCGAGAGGAUAUGGAACGACAAAGGGAAAUCGAGCGCAGACACAGAGAAGAGGCAGCACGCUUGGACAGAGAACGAGAGAAGCUUCGUCGGGAACGGGAGAGGAUCGAACAAGAGAAAGCCGAGCUUCUUCGUCUUGAACGGGAACGUCAGAAGCUCGAACGGGAGAAGUUGGAACGUGAGAGGCUCGAACUCAAGAGGCAACAGAUGCGGCUUGAAGAGAGCAGACGUGCGCCUCCUCCGCCCUCCAUAAAGCGGUCCUCCAGCGACAGAAGAGAUCCAAGAGACAUGUACGUCGAACCGGACAGGAAACGCAUAGCCACCGAGCACAGUCGAAGACACACUCCGGAUCGCGUCAGCGAUCGUCGCGGUGAGAUUCUGGAUCGCGUCUCCGACAGACGAUUGGACUCGUCACCGCCUGCUCGUUACGAAUCUAGCAGAUCCACUCAAGACAUAGGAUUGAAGAAAGAAUUUAAGCGCAGCAGUGACUUUACUUCGCGCAGUAGUCGUCCGGAAAGUUUCUCCGACGUUUCUCGCGGUAGGGAAGUGAUCGUUCGCCGAGAACCGCUCAGCACGACCACCUCGUCGAUCGAUCCCCGGCAAGUUAAAGAGAGAUACGAGCGACCAAGCACGACCACGUACACACGCGAGCGCGAAGUGCGUCGAUCCGAACCUGAAACCCAUAGAAGUUCCAGGGACAGUCAUACGCGUUACAGCGAAAGUUUCAAACCCACCGGCUCGACCACGCCGCGUGACAGUCGCUACGUGGAGAGCAAUAGAACGACUAGCAGCUGGCACUCGGGACCGCCUUCCACGAAAUCAUUUAAUUCCGUGCCUAGUAGCGGCACCCGGGAUCCGCGAAACGAACCAUCCAGCUGGAGUUCCAGAUCGUCGGACAACGUAAACAGAUGGAGUAAUUCGAGCAGCAUGGGAAAUACGUUGCGCCAUCCUGUCCCGCCGACUUACCAGAGCGGUCCUAUUCAAUCUAUGGGAUUGACAGCACCUGGAACAGCACCGUCGUACGAUCGCUUCGAUCCUUACAAAUCGUCCAUGCCAAGCAUGAGAAAAUACUGAUUCUCCGUAACCGAUGCGGGACACCGUAACGAAUGAUCCACACCCGGUUCGGUUCUACAACUCGACUCGACCCGAUUCGACCCGACUCGAUUUGUUUCGUUUCGGUUCGGUUCUAGUACGUACAACGCGUUCGCGCGAGGAACCUAUACCCUAUACCUAUUACCUAUACCUACACCACAAUACCAUCCCUAUUUCUACUCCUAUUCUCAUUCGCAAUUUGUAAUUUGAAUUUGCAUCCGCACUUGCAUUCGCCCCAGUCACGUGGGCGACAUGUUUGCGUCGCAUCAAACCGGAAACUUUUAGCGCAAUUUAGCGACUAGUCUUUGUUGCGAUCACCCGCGCGCAGCUUCUAACUUCUGAGACGAUCGCGGGACACGUGAUACGCGAUCGACGAUACCCUUUUCUUUUUUUUUUUCUUUUUACUUUGAUUUCUUAUUUUUUAUUUUUUUCAAUAUGCCACGCAACGCGACCACACGAACAACAGGCACGAAUCGCAACGGUCCGAUCGGUCGUCGCGACAUCAAUGAAUUUUGUACAACCGUGAAUGAACAUUAUACAUAACGAUCGAAUGAUAUUAAUUGUGAAACGCUACUCGCUCUAUUGAUUGCGAUUCCGAUUCCGAUUCCGUUUGUACGAUACGUUGCCGUAUUUUCAUCCAACCAACGCCAAGAUCCCUCGUUCGUUUACAUCGAUGAAUAUAUUCUUCUAGCACGUUAAGGUAUAUUGUAUUUUACAAUUUUAUCGUGUACCUUUAACCGACGAUUACUACGCGGAACAACACGCAUACACUCAAAGAGACACGUACAUGUACACGUACAUCUACACAACACGCACACUUCGAAUCUCUCACGAUUCGACGCGGGCGCGCGCGUACAUAUUCUAUAAGAAUAUGACUGAAUUUGUAUAUUGAAUUCCAUAAGAAUUGUAUAUCGAGCGACGUUGAAAUCUACAUUCAUACGUGAAGCACACGUACCACGUUUCAGUGUAGCAACAAUUAUUACGGUAUAAAUAAAUUUAUGGCAUAUUAGUA
Molecule: messenger RNA, 4269 nt
Organism: Megalopta genalis
Lineage: Eukaryota; Metazoa; Arthropoda; Insecta; Hymenoptera; Halictidae
Biological process (GO): regulation of transcription by RNA polymerase II; regulation of mRNA processing
Cellular component (GO): nucleus
Molecular function (GO): RNA binding; sequence-specific DNA binding
Source: RefSeq, a predicted model, not a curated record